Molecule: messenger RNA, 3316 nt
Organism: Acanthochromis polyacanthus (spiny chromis)
Lineage: Eukaryota; Metazoa; Chordata; Actinopteri; Pomacentridae
Gene: slc26a5
Product: solute carrier family 26 member 5
Exons: 18
Coding region: 334-2550 (738 amino acids)
Biological process (GO): transmembrane transport
Cellular component (GO): membrane
Molecular function (GO): chloride transmembrane transporter activity; oxalate transmembrane transporter activity; secondary active sulfate transmembrane transporter activity
Source: RefSeq, a predicted model, not a curated record
GCAGACCAGAGUGAUUCAUCCUCUCACCACAGACCAUCUCUGGCUUAUCAGAAGCGCUGGCUACUGUCCGGGAAGGACGUCGUUCUUGUUAAACUUCAACCCAGAGCUCGUUUAAUAAAUCCAUACGGUCCCUCAGCCGGCAGCAUCCCGGAGGAGAACGGAGAGCAGAACGACACAGUGCAGACGGACCAUCACUGGAACACUGCAAGGAAUGAAGAUAAACCAGUCAGAAUAAUGACGGAGAAGCAAGGGGGAGAGAUAAACUGCACAGGGGAUAUAUAGACUGUGGCUUGACUUUUGUCACUCGGUACAAUCAUCCCUCCUGCUUCUGCUAUGGAACAAGAGGAAGCAGCAGCAGCGCUUCAGGAUGCCGACUCUCAGCUCAUGUACAGUAUAGAGCGUCCGGUCUACGACGAAGCUUUCAUCCGGACGCAUCUUGUCAACCGCAAAGAAAACUCCACCACCAUCCGACAGAGGCUGGCAGAGAAGUUUCAGUGUUCAUCAAAGAAGGCCAAGGCAGUAGCUCGGAGCUUUCUGCCGAUUCUAACAUGGCUGCCGUCCUAUCCAGUCAGGCAGUACCUCCUUUCAGACGUGGUCUCAGGUCUCAGUACAGGAGUUGUGCAGCUCCCUCAAGGUCUAGCCUAUGCUAUGCUGGCUGCUGUGCCUCCAGUUUAUGGUCUGUACUCCUCAUUCUACCCCGUCCUGCUGUAUACCUUCUUUGGCACGUCUAGGCACAUAUCAGUAGGCACCUUCGCAGUUAUAAGUCUGAUGAUUGGGGGAGUUGUGGUGAGAGAGGCCCCAGACUCCAUGUUUUAUGUCCUCCCUGCCAAUGGAACCAACACGUCUAUGGUCCUGGACGUGGAGGCUCGUGAUGACAGGAGGGUCCAGGUGGCCGUGGUGCUAACAACCCUGGUGGGAAUCAUCCAGAUUGUAUUCGGUCUUCUCAGGUUUGGCUUUGUGGCGAUCUACCUCACAGAGCCCCUGGUGCGAGGCUUUACUACAGCAGCAGCCUUUCAUGUUGUCAUAUCCCAGCUGAAGUACCUGCUGGGGGUGAAAACACAGCGCUUCUCUGGGCCCCUCUCUGCUGUUUAUAGCGUCAAAGCAGUAUUAAGUGAAAUUACCUCCACCAACGUCACUACUCUCCUCCUGGGACUUUCGUGCAUCGUGUUCCUGUAUGUAGUCAAACACCUUAACGAACGGUACAAGAAGAAGCUGCCCAUUCCCAUUCCUGGGGAGAUUAUUGUGGUUAUUGUGUCAACUGGAGCCUCGUAUGGUCUGUCCUUAUCAAAAGACUACAGCGUGGCCGUCGUUGGGAACAUACCAGCGGGGCUUGUCCCCCCUGCUGCACCGCUGUUCUCUCUGUUGCCCAGUUUGGUCACAGACUCCUUCGCUGUAGCGAUAGUGGGAUUCUCAAUGGGCAUCUCACUUGCCAAGAUCUUUGCCCUGAAACACGGAUACAGCGUGGAUGGAAACCAGGAACUGAUUGCUCUGGGUCUGUGUAACUUCAUCAGCUCGUUCUUCCAAACAUUUGCCGUCACUUGCUCCAUGUCAAGGAGCCUGGUGCAGGAGAGCACCGGAGGAAAAACACAGAUUGCAGGGCUCCUGGCGUCUCUCAUGGUGCUGCUCGUGGUGGUGGCCAUUGGUUUUGUCUUCCAGCCGCUCCCUCAGACUGCACUGGCCUCCAUCAUCAUGGUCAACUUGUUGGGGAUGUUCAAGCAGUUCAGAGACAUCCCGGCUCUGUGGAGGACCAGCAAGAUCGAACUGGCCAUCUGGCUGGUAGCCUACGUAGCGUCUCUGCUGCUGGGUUUGGAUUAUGGCCUCUUGGUAGCCAUCUCGUUCGCCAUACUAACAGUCAUCUACAGGACACAGAGCCCUAAAAGUUCCAUCCUGGGCCACGUUUCCAGCACAGGACUGUACUAUGACGUGGACGAUUACGAGGAGGCGGCUGAAUAUGAGGGGAUUAAGGUUUUCCACUCCAACUCCUCAAUCUACUUUGCAAACAGUGACCUUUAUGUGAACACCCUCAAGGAGAAGACUGGAGUAAACCCUGUACACAUACAAGCUGCCUGGAAAGCCCAAAAGAAACUGAAGGAGAAGACCAACAGCAACCACUCUUCUCCACUGAAGAUCUGUGCUAAGUACAAGGAUGAGGCAGUGACCCAUGAGGUUCUGCCCCAGAACCACAUGAUGGAGGAGCAGAAGAACGGCCAGCUAGGGGACAGACACAGUGAUUUAAACUCUGAGGAGGCCGUCUUCCUGGAGCCUCUGAACACCGUCCACUCCAUCGUCCUGGACUGGACGUCUGCCAGCUUCAUCGACUCUGUGGGAGCCAAAGCCAUCAAACAGGUCAUUAAGGAAUAUGCAGCUGUGGAUGUUCGUGUGGUCAUAGCUGGAUGCAACAGACACCUGCUGUCUGAGCUGGACUCCUUACAGUUCUUCACUGGAAACGUGACCACAGACAUGGUGUUCCCCACCGUCCACGACGCUGUGCUCUACUGUCAACACCUGAACUCCUGCUCACCUGCUGCUCCGGCCAAUGAAACGGUCUGACGGGAGCGGACAGCAGCAACGAUGAGGAAUCUCAGGAACAACAUCCUGACUGUAGAAGCAAUGAACUUGUCUCAUUUUUGUUCAGUAGAGAGGAAGUGAGCAGUGAUCCAUGCUGCAUAGAGGUGGGUGUUGUAUCACUCCAGAGCGUCUGACAGCCUUGUUACAUGUGAAGUGCCCACAGGAGUGAGACUGAUCAAAGACUAAGAGUUGUAUUUCCAGCUGACAUUCCUCCAGCCUUAUUCCUCUGUAUCCUCUUAGCAGCACACGCUAAGACACGAGUGUUUAAAGUUGCAUUUUAUGUCUUUUUGUAGUUCUGUCGGAGUUUUUUCUGCUUUGCAGGGACGAGUACAUUUUAAAUGAAGCUGCUGCAGCUGUUUUCUAAAUGACAGUCAUUUGUAGAAGUGUAGUUUGUGGUGUAAAUGUCUGAAGCUGACCGUCUCGUAAUCACGCUGGUAUCAGACGUCUGAUACCAGCGUGAUUACGAGACGGUCAUAGAGAAGUAGUCGUGAUGAGCGUUAGAUUUUAUAGCUGUGAGCCACAUAUGACAAUCACUGGUCAAUUUGCAGUUGUGUUUGUUGUUACUGUACAUUUGUUUGGGUGAACACUGCUGUAAUAGACAUGGUGUGAGAACAUUUUAGUUGUGCUGCUACUGAAUAACACAGGAUGCCUUUCAAGUUACCACAGAGCUAUUUUACAAAGCACUAAAGACUCAACUCUGGAAUAAACUUUAUUUUGAAGUGUACAAGAAUGACAACAAAAAGGACAA